AUGAGGGAGUCCAUCGUCUCCAUCCGUUCUGUAGACCAGGUAACAUGGCAAGAUAAACGAUUCUGGCUCGGUGUUAGAGACCCAUACAGCGCGACACACAACAUCGCCCGUUCGGUCUUCUGCUGGCAAGUCUACGACAACAUCGUCAAAAAGUUCCUCUUCACAUUUUUCCACUUUCGGAAUGUCGCCGCCGAAACUCGUUCGCCGAACUCUUUACUGCCAUUCGUCAUUUCUCAAUCUUACGUCAUAACGACCGGAAGUAAGGAUGGGGAGUUGGAAGUUGAUAAUGUGGCAGAUGAAAAGCUAAAGAAUGCUCGAUCUUUGCUUUCCUCGUAUGAGCGAUCUUUGUUGACAUAUUUUUUUGGUAAUAUCAACUAUAGGACCAGCUUG
Molecule: messenger RNA, 390 nt
Organism: Helobdella robusta
Lineage: Eukaryota; Metazoa; Annelida; Clitellata; Rhynchobdellida; Glossiphoniidae
Exons: 2
Source: RefSeq, a predicted model, not a curated record